GGGGGUCACCAGGGCUAGAGUUUCUCUGGUCAGACACUUUUAGGGGACGGACACUCUAAUAAAAUGAGAUAAAAUUAACAAAUAUUUGGUCUAAUAUUAUUAAUUGUCGUCUAUUUUGGACUCCAGUCGUGGGCUGGAUUGGACGGUCCAGCGGCCCAGAUUUGGCCCACGGGCCACCAGUUGAAGAUCAACGGGGGUAGAAAUCAGUUCAAUCUGUGUUUGUGUUUGAUUCCAACAAUUUCAAGCAGGGAUUUGAUCUGUGUCUUCUGUCCCGUCUCUCAGUGUGUGGGACAUACCCAGGGCGAAGACGGAAGGACGCCGCCCCUCCCCCCAUGUUGUUUCCGUGUCCUUCCUGUCAGCAGGACGUGGAGCUCGGAGAAAGAGGUCUAACGGACUGUUUUCGCAACCUGACUCUGGAGCGGAUCGUGGAGAGGUACAGUUACACCAUAAGUCUGGGCAGCGUGGCCAUCCUGUGCGGGUUCUGUAAACCGCCCCAGUCUCUGGAGGCGACCAAGGGCUGUGCCGACUGCAAGUCCAACUUCUGCAACGAGUGUUUCAAACUCUACCACCCCUGGGGGACGCCGCGGGCUCAGCACGAACACAUUCUUCCCACCAACAACUUCAGGCCAAAGGUCCUGGUGUGCACCGAGCACGAGCAGGAGCGACCGCUGUGGUACUGCCGCAACUGCCAGAGGCUGCUGUGUCCGCUCUGCAAGCUCCGCCGCCUCCACCACGGACAUAAAGUCUUACCUGUGGCACAGGCCUACCAGGCCCUGAAGGACAAGAUCACCAAGGAAGUCAACUUCAUCCUGGCCAAUCAGGAGACGAUACAGAACCAGAUCACUCAGCUGGACGCUGCCAUCAAACAGACGGAGGCUAACAGUGCGGUAGCUCUGCAGCAACUGACCUACUGCAUCAGGGAAAUGGGAGCGGCGGUAACAGAGCGCCAGGGAGCGCUAGCUGUGGCACUGGAGGGAUCUCGCAGCAAGAGGCAAGACGCUCUGUCAGCUCAGAUCUCAGAGAGGAACGGGCUGCUGGAACAUUCCGGCCUGUUGGUGUACGCAGAGGAGCUGCUCAAGGAGGCCGACGCCCCCUGCUUUGUCCAGGCCGCCAGAGUCACCCACAACAGGCUGCUGAAGGCCAUCGAACACCUGCAGUGUUUCUCCCUGGCAGCUGAUCCCUCCUUCAGACAUUAUUCCUUGGACGCAACCAAGGAAGUUAAGCUCAUCAACAGCCUGAAAUUCAUACAAGCUCCACUCGCUCCUGUCAUCGACACCCAGAAAACAUUAGCCUACGACCAGCUGUUUCUGUGCUGGCGCCUGCCUCAAGACUCCGCCCCCGCCUGGCACUACUCCGUGGAGUACCAGCGGCGAGAAGGAGGAGCCGCGGCGUCGUGGGGAGGCACCAGGUCCCCCAAUUCGUCCUCUCCGUGGCAGCGGAUCGACGAAGUGAGGGGGACGAGCGCCGUGAUCGAUCGACUGCAGACUGACAGUGUGUACGUGCUGAGGGUGAGGGGCUGCAACAAGGCUGGGUUUGGAGAGUACAGUGAAGACGUGUACCUGCACACUCCACCGGCACCUGUGCUGAGUUUCUCCCUGGACUCUCGCUGGUGUUUACAUGCCGACCGGUUGGCUCUGGGUAAAGGACUGACCUAUGCUCGCAGCGUGCCCGGCGUCUCCCUUCUGCGGGUGGCUGACCGCACGCUGACCUCCUGCCAUUUGACCUCUGACCUCCUGGUGGCCGACGUAGCCGUCUCGCAGGGCAGACACUACUGGGCGUGCUCGGUGGAGCCCGGUUCCUACCUGGUGAAGGUGGGAGUCGGCCAGGAGGCCAAGCUGCAGGAGUGGUUUCACCUUCCUCAGGACGCCAACAGCCCUCGCUGCGAGCCAGACAGCGGCCAUGACAGUGAGGCGGAGGACGGUCAGGACUCCCCCCCCUACUGUUUCCUUACUAUAGGAAUGGGGAAGAUCCUCCUCCCACAAGGACACAGCUGCAGUCAGAGCCACGGGGACAGCCAGAGUCACGGCGCCGUACACUCCCACAGCAGCAGCCACAGUAACAUGGCCCACCCCCACACCGCUCCGCUGCCCCCCCGACUGGGCGUUUGUCUGGACUGUGACAAGAGACGGGUCACGUUCUACGAUGCGCACUCACUGCGGAUCCUGUGGGAGGGUCACGUGGACUGCUCCGCCCCCGUGUGCCCGGCGUUCUGCUUCAUCGGUGGAGGAGCGCUGCAGCUGCAGGACAUGGUGGCCAAUCGCAGCAUCGAGGAGGCGCCGCCGCGCAGGGUCACCAUCCAAACCAGGCCAAAACAUUUCAGCAAAUGAAGGAGUACGACUGCGGAAACAGUUCACUCACAGGUCAAAGGUCGCUGUGUUUCCUGAACAUUUUAUUUUGACACGAGAAAAAUAACGCUGCUUUUUAAACGUAAACACACAAACUAAUAUUUUUAUAUUAGUCUAGUCGUUUUUUUUGUUUUGAUUGAUGAUCAAAGGUCUAAGAACAGAGACUGUUCUCGUCUUAUAUUUUGGGUCUAAAUUAGGAAAAUCCGAUAAUAUUGACCGACCGAUGUUAGCAUAAUUAUGUUAUAUCUGUAAGAAC
Molecule: messenger RNA, 2601 nt
Organism: Cynoglossus semilaevis (tongue sole)
Lineage: Eukaryota; Metazoa; Chordata; Actinopteri; Pleuronectiformes; Cynoglossidae
Gene: trim46a
Product: tripartite motif containing 46a
Exons: 10
Coding region: 333-2327 (664 amino acids)
Biological process (GO): axonogenesis; anterograde synaptic vesicle transport; microtubule bundle formation
Cellular component (GO): main axon
Molecular function (GO): protein binding; zinc ion binding
Source: RefSeq, a predicted model, not a curated record